Kwoniella shivajii is the source of this 606-nucleotide messenger RNA. RefSeq lists its product as uncharacterized. The coding region runs from base 1 to 606 and encodes 201 amino acids. NCBI's taxonomy places the organism in Eukaryota, Fungi, Basidiomycota, Tremellomycetes, Tremellales, Cryptococcaceae. The record is from RefSeq and is a predicted model, not a curated record. The transcript is spliced from 4 exons.
AUGAGAACUACAAUCACUUUUGCUCUUUACGCCAUCUCCGCUUCUGCCGUCCUCGUUUCUGCUGCUCCUGUUUCUGGAUCAUAUGGAGGGGACGUGUUAGCUGUUAGAGAUGGUGGUUCAGCUUAUACUGGUGCAGGUGGAUCUUCGGUUGGUGGAUCACUUGCGGAGAACAACUCUGCUCAACAAGGUGGUCUUGCAGGUGGUGAUGAUGUUCUUGGUGUCGCUUCUGGAAAUGCAGGUGAUGGUGGUAAAGCUACUUCCGGUACCGCUUUCGGUGGUGUCGGAUCUACCAGCGUUUCCUACGUCAACGGUCAACCCGUCGUCACCACCUCCAACGGUGGAAGUGCUUACUCCGGUGUAGGAGGUAAUACCAACGGUGGUAACAUUAAUCAAAACAAUAAUGCUGGACCUUACUAUGCCAACGGUAGAUGGUACUAUGACAACACCGAUGCUGCUGGUAACUUGGAUGCCUUGAACAUCGCCAGUGGUAACGCCGGUGAUGGUGGUGAUUCUUCAUCCGGUUCCGCUUAUGGAGGUUCUGCUACCCCAGUAGGCGCUUAUGGAUGGCCUGUAAACGGUAACUCCCACGGUCAUGGAUAUUACUAA